Messenger RNA from Gossypium raimondii (Peruvian cotton), 1392 nucleotides. Its product is annotated as B2 protein. Lineage: Eukaryota; Viridiplantae; Streptophyta; Magnoliopsida; Malvales; Malvaceae. Bases 195 to 1136 code for a protein of 313 amino acids. Gene Ontology annotation, biological process: response to endoplasmic reticulum stress. The transcript has 5 exons. The record is from RefSeq and is a predicted model, not a curated record.
UUUACCUAAUCUUUUCUCUCUUUAUUAUACUUCUCUUUUUCUUUUGCUUUCUCUUGCUCUGCUUUUGCAUCUUUCUUGUUUUGAUCAUCUCAUACCAUACCUUGCAUAUUUUUACUGCUCAGGGAGUCAAUUUAAGUUAUCCUUCAUACUCAGAUCUCUAUUUUUAAGGUUUUGGAAGGGAAUUGGAGUUGGCUAUGGAGAACAACCAGCAAUCAUUUUGGCAUUUCAGUGAUCAACUUAGGAUCCAAAAUUCCAAUUUGGCUAAUCUUUCGCUUAACGAUUCCAUUUGGAGCAACAGUUAUGUCUCUAAAAGGCCUGAUGAAAGGAGGAAUUUUGAUAUCAGAGUUGGUGGUGAAGUUAAUUCUGUUAACAACUUGAAGCCCAAAGUCUCUGAUUUCAAUUCUUUCAACAAUGAUGGAUGGAAAAUUGGAGCCACCACCAACAACAUAGGGUUCGGUCCCAUCGCUCCGAAGAAUACUGGAAUCAACGGGGGUUUCAACAAAGGGGUUUAUUCGAAGCCGGCGAAUAACAAUAAUUUCAAUGUUAGUUUGAAGGGGAAUAAGAAUAGAGGAGAGGAUGAUCAUGGGAGCAAAAGCGGGAAGAAGAAUAGUAACAAGAAGAAGAACAAUAACAGCGACAAUAACAACAACGAAACUAAAGAUGGGGGGAGUGCUGCUGACAAGAGGUUCAAGACACUGCCACCGUCCGAGGCUUUGCCUAGGAACGAAACUGUUGGAGGCUACAUCUUUGUUUGCAACAACGAUACCAUGCAAGAGAAUCUCAAGAGACAGCUCUUUGGUUUGCCUCCACGUUACCGAGAUUCAGUCCGGGCCAUAACUCCGGGUCUGCCUCUUUUCCUCUACAACUACUCCACCCACCAGCUCCAUGGAAUAUUUGAGGCUGCAAGCUUUGGAGGAACAAACAUCGAUCCGACAGCUUGGGAGGACAAGAAAUGCCCUGGCGAGUCCCGCUUCCCUGCUCAGGUUCGGGUGUUAACAAGGAAAAUCUGUGAGCCACUUGAGGAGGACUCCUUUAGGCCAAUUCUCCACCACUACGAUGGUCCCAAGUUCCGCCUUGAACUCAACGUGCCGGAGGCACUCUCCCUAUUGGAUAUAUUUGCUGAACAAGAUCCUUAAGCAAACAUACUACAAAGGACAUACAAAUACACAAAGAUAAAGGAAGGGAAGAAUAAGUAGAGAGAAUAUAGAGAGCAUAUUUGGGAGUUUUAAGACGUUAUCUAUGGGGUGAACUGAAUGCAGGGAUCCAUAACCUGCGAGGUGUAAACCUUUUUGCUCACAGGAUUGCUAUGACUGCCCUUUAUUUGUUAUACAGUUUGUCUUAUACGUAAAUAAUAGUGUACUUAAAACUAAUGAUAAACUCCCAACUUAUUUA